GUGGUCCAGAAGACGUGCUACGCUUCCGCCUUACAAGUUGUGUUCGGUUUUGAUUGGAAGUGGUGUUGAUCCUUCUCCUGAAAAUGCUCUUCUGAAAGAUGAUAUAAUGAUGUAAUUUUACUUUCAAACAUUCCCCCAAUCCUGCGCUGAAGCGAAGACCUGCCAUCGACAAACCGGAUCACAACGUUGAGUGUUGAACCCAACAUUACCCUGUCACUUUACCUGCUCAUCUGUCAGGGCUUGCUGGGGCAUGGAUGAUGGAUUUUCUUUAUGAUUUACUUCAAUGCCUUGUUGCACUGGCAGCGAUUGCGGUCAUAUUAGUGUUGGUGCUAGCCCACGUCACGGCCACCGUCGUGGAUCUGACUCGACACGAGAAGGAGAAAAGCUUCCCCACGGCCCCGGAUUGGAAAGAGCUCCUUCCCAGCAUCCACGACCCGGCCUCCAAGGAGCUGUCAGUCAUCGUCCCGGCGUACAAUGAGGAGCUCCGAAUGCCAUCGAUGCUGGAAGAAGCCAUGGAUUACCUGGAGAAAAGACGGAAACGACAGCCUUCCUUCACCUAUGAGGUCCUGGUGGUGGAUGAUGGCAGCUCCGACAGGACCUCAGAGGUUGCAUUCCAGUACACAAACAAGUUUGGUGCGGACAAAGUGCGUGUUCUGACCCUGGUGAAAAACAGGGGCAAAGGAGGAGCAGUCCGAAUGGGAGCCAUGAGCUGCAGGGGCCGCUUGAUCCUCAUGGCGGACGCAGACGGGGCCACCAAGUUUGCGGACUAUGAGAAACUAGAGGUGGCUCUCGAAGCCAUCAGCCCCAAACCAGACAACAUGGCCAUCACCUGUGGUUCUCGAGCCCAUCUGGAGCAGGACUCUGUGGCUGAGCGGUCCAUGUUUCGUACCUUCCUGAUGUACGGCUUCCACUUCCUGGUCUGGUUCUUCUGUGUCCGAGGAAUCAAAGACACGCAGUGUGGCUUCAAGCUCUUCACGCGAGAGGCCGCCCUCAAAACCUUCUCCCUGCUCCACGUGGAGCGCUGGGCUUUUGACGUGGAGCUCUUGUACAUCGCUCAGUGCUUUAAGAUCCCCAUCGGGGAGGUGGCGGUGAACUGGACCGAGAUAGAAGGCUCCAAGCUGGUUCCAGUGUUGAGUUGGCUGCAGAUGGGACGCGACCUGGUGUUCAUCCGGCUGCGUUACCUCACAGGAGUCUGGAGGCUGGACUCUCCCCGGAAGACGGACUAGCCAAUCAGACGAGCCCUCGCAUCCAGCGGCAGCCUUCGAUAGGCCAAUCAGAACUCGCGAUUUGGGUGGGAUUUGCCAACGCUUUUGUUCCCCUCCGUGUGUUCUGGAUGUUGUCCUCGUGAACGACGCGAUCUAGAGUUCCACUGGGGCCUGAUCGUUCCCAUGGCGAUGGCUUGCGGUGGCCACGGUUACGUGCACACUGGUGUUGCCUCUAUGUCUCUGACCGUCUUACUGGGUCAGUUAUGGUUUUUUUCGCUGCUGUAAAUAAUGAAUCUGUUGAUUGUCUUUCAAUUAAAAAAAAAAUUGGCAUAUGAGAUGAACAUUCUGUUUUGUAGUGAAAAGGUUUACUGGGGAUACUGAGGCAGUGAGUGGUCGGACAAAAGCACUUGAACCCAAAUAAAGAAACCUAUUUCGUU
Messenger RNA from Gadus morhua (Atlantic cod), 1642 nucleotides. RefSeq names its product ALG5 dolichyl-phosphate beta-glucosyltransferase (gene alg5). The coding region runs from base 255 to 1226 and encodes 323 amino acids. Gene Ontology annotation, biological process: protein N-linked glycosylation. The record is from RefSeq and is a predicted model, not a curated record. Lineage: Eukaryota; Metazoa; Chordata; Actinopteri; Gadiformes; Gadidae. The transcript has 10 exons. Gene Ontology annotation, cellular component: endoplasmic reticulum membrane.